AUGGCUUCGGAUACUGAUUUGCCGAUCACUUUUUUUUUUUUUACCUUUGCAGAAUAUGGAGAGGUUAAGAUUGGCGAUGUCACCGUUGCUGUCAGCCCUGCACUGAACCCCGAGUUCGUCCCGAGCUACGAUCAGCCUCUCUUCGAGGAUUCGCAGAGCGACCUUAAGCAGCGUAGGGAGAUUGUCGGCGGCACCGCAUAUUAUGUCGAUCAGGCCUGUGUUCGUGCUGCGACAGAGGGUCGUAUCUUAAUCCUGGAUGGAAUUGAGAAGGCGGAACGUAAUGUGUUGCCUGUUCUCAACAACUUGCUGGAAAACCGAGAGAUGGCGCUCGAGGACGGUCGAUUCCUUGUCAAUCCCAAGCGCUUCGACAUACUUAAGCACAAGCUGGUCAAGGUCAGCGAUGAUUUUACAGUCAUCGCCCUAGGUCUCCCUGUCCCUCAGUAUGUGGGUCAUCCCUUGGACCCUCCACUUCGCUCGCGUUUUCAGUCUCGCGAUGUCAAGGCGCCAGGAUUCGAGUCACAGAUGCAGCAACUCAGGACACUGGGACCAAGUGUACCCCAGGAUAUGUUGGAGCGCCUUCUCUCUGUUGCCAUGGUUCUGGGCUCUCAGCAUUAUCAGAACCUAGGCAACGACUCCUCCGCAGCAGCGUCGAUGGUCAGUAACGUCACUAUCCCUGAAUUCCCCGUAUCGAUCGAAGGCGCCAUCAAGAUGCUGAACAACUUUCAGGAUGCCCAGCCUCGCUUCGUGUUGGAUCUUGUCUACCCCUGGUCGCUUCUGUCUACAUGUGAGGCUGAGCAGCGCAGCUUGAUCGAGUCCACGUAUCAGCGCUUCGGUUUUCUGGGACUAGGACGCGAAGAGGAGAGGUUCGAUCAGGAUCAGGGCACCGUCAUUCGCCAAUGCGAUUCAAACUACAAGAUUGCCAAAAUUGAACGCUCCGGACCUACGAUCGCACGCGCAACCUUUGAACAUGUCUCUGGCAAGCCCGCGUCGGUUGAUCUGCACUGCGGUGCCUACCCAUUCGAGCCGGCCGAGUACUUUGUGGAGACACCCUACCACAUAUCGACGCUUGUCAGUAUGCUGUUGGCGCACUCUGUUGGCGAUUUCUGUGUGAUUGGUUCCAAAGGUGUGGGCAAGAGUGCGCUGAUGCGCCAUUUUGGCAAAAACUUGGGAUAUAAGGUCGAGUUUAUCCCUCUGUAUAAGGACAUGUCCUCGCGCGAUCUGCUCCAGCGCAGAAGUACGACCUUCUCGGGAGAUACUGUCUGGGAGAACUCGGCUCUUGUCAAGGCUGCAAUGUCGGGCGCUUUGGCGGUUAUGGAUGGAAUCGAUACAUUAUCCUUUGGUACCAUGGUCUCACUGCAGCGCUUGAUUCACGAGCGCGAGACGGCCAUGCCAGAUGGACGCAAGCUGCUUCGACCCUCUCACUAUGACCAGUUGCAGGCCAAGUACGGUUGGGGCCAGGAGCAGAUGGAAAAAAAGGGUCUGUUACGCAUCGCACCUUCUUUCCGUAUCGUGGCGCUUGCGAGACCUGUUUCGAAUGGAACGGAGGGUGGCAAGCCCGGAUCGUGGUUGGCACCUGAGAUUGUCAGCAUGUUCCAGUUUGUUACGGUUCGCCCUCUUUCUCUCCAGGAAGAGACGCAGUUGCUGGAGACAUUGUCGCCAGGCGUUUCCCCUGAGAGUCUGGGCCUUCUUCUCAAGUUUGCAAAUCAUCUUCGAAACUCGCCCGACGAGACUAUCAAGACGCUCUCCUCUGCCAUGUCCACUCGCCAAUUGAUCCGUAUCUGUCGCCGCUUGGCAGUCUUCCCUAACGAAAGUUUGCAUGAGGCUGUUCACAAGGUCUCGCUCUCCCGGUUCCUGCCUUCGAUCGCAAAGGAUGCUCUGAACCAGCUUCUUGCUACCAAUGGAAUCACGCCCAAGCCCAAGCCUUACAAAGCCAACGAGCUUGAGAUUCAAGUCCUCCCAAACAGAGAACAGCCGCGAUCGCUCCGCAUUGGACCAAUCGAAGAGCCUGUUCGCCAGGAUUCAAACCCUGUCUUGAUCCCCAAUAUUAUCUUCCACGAAAAUCCCAAGCAAACAGAGAUUUUGAUGGAGAUGCUCAAGGACUUCCAGCUUGGAGAGCACUUGCUUCUAAUUGGUAAUCAGGGAGUAGGCAAGAACAAGCUGGCGGACUAUUUCCUUCAACUCCUCAGAUUGCCUCGAGAGUACAUUCAGCUGCAUCGCGAUACCACUGUGCAAAGUUUGACCGCCACCCCCUCGAUUGUUGACGGUGUCCUGCAGUAUGACGACUCGCCCUUGGUCAAGUCUGUCCGAGAUGGAUACAUCCUUGUCAUUGACGAGGCUGAUAAGGCGCCCACCUAUGUCACGAGCGUUAUUCGUAACUUACUCGAGGAUGGUCAGAUGGUGCUUAGCGAUGGUCGCCGAAUUGUCUCCAAGCCUACAGAGGGUGCAGACGAGGUGGAAAUUGUGAUCCAUCCCGACUUUCGCAUGAUGGUCCUAGCCAAUCGACCUGGAUUCCCUUUCCUCGGAAACGACUUUUUCAGAGAGGUUGGCGAUGUAUUCAGUUGUCAUGCCGUCGACAAUCCGGAUGCCGAAUCGGAGAUGUUUUUGCUCCGCAAGUACGGGCCUGAUGUCCCUGAGGAACUGCUGUUGAAGCUGACUGCAGCCUUCGAGGACUUGCGUGUGCUGGUGGACGAGGGUUUGUUGUCGUAUCCGUACUCGACGCGCGAGCUGGUCAAUGUCGUUAAACAUAUGCAGAUCUACCCUGAGGAGGGCAUCUCACGCAUUCUGCAGAACGUGUUUGAUUUCGAUCAAUACGAUGCGGACUCGAAGGACAUGUUAAUCGAGACGUUCCAGAAGCACGGUAUCCCUGUGGGUCUCGAGUCCGAGUUCACAAUCCAGCUCGGUAAGCAGGUCGAGGUCAGCGAGCCCAUCUUGACAGAGACUUGGAAGAAGGCCGCCGACGAGCGCGCGGUCGAGUGCAAGGUCAAGUCUCAACCGAUUGUCUUUCGCGGCGGAUGGAAUGUGACCCCUGGAGUGGCCCGAGAUCUGGAGAGGUCUGAGGGCCGUUCGGUCGUGUUUUCGGAGCAGCUGUAUCACUUCAAGAUCCCUACACGUGGCGAGGCUCUGGAUAUUAUUUCGACCGACAAGGGCAACCUGUACGCAAUCUCGACUAACCCGGUGACACUUCAUUUUAUCGAUGCUGCCCACCGCACGGUCAGGAGCGCAGACAUGUACGAAUAUUUCCCUCUGCAGAGGGCACCACCGAGACUGCGCCUUGCUCUUGUGCAGACGCACGCAGGCGGUCGAUUCUUGUGCAUGCAUAAUCCUGCAGACAACUCGUUCCUUUCCCUGGACACUCAGAAGGACUCGAUUGUCUCGGUGAUGUUGAACGGCCUGGCUCCAGUGGCCUCGUUGAUGGACAAGUCUCUGGCCCAUCUUGGAUACAUUGCCUUCUUCCAAGAGAGUCGAGCUAACAUCGUGGUCGUGGACUUCAACACGGGUAUUCAACACGCGGUCGAGUUGCCUGUUCAGAUUUCAGGCUUCCAUAUGCUGGACCCCAAGUUAUGGCUGGUUAAGGACUGUCAGAACGGCGAUUACUAUUUGGUGUAUGCGUCGAGCCCAGAUGUUCCCACUCCUGAUCGUAUCCAACGUGUGUCGAUUACUGGAAUGGGUGCCAAGGCGAAGCAUCGUCUGACCUUUGUCUCGCAGCCCGUUAUCGAGCCAGGCACCAGCAACAGUGAUAACAUUCGUAUGAUGCACACCACCAAUGAUGGCGUUGUCAUGGCAAUGACUAAAAACAUGGAACGCGUUCUUGAAAAGGAUCCUGAGGCUUCAAUGGACGUGUUUUCGUUCAUGAGACCGAUCUCGGACGAGAAUGUUAGAAACAUGUACUCAAACCUCCAAAGCGCGUCUUUGUAUAUGAGCAAGACCCAGCAGAUGGCCAAGAUCAUUCCCUCACCUAGCGGAAAGGGUGAAGGUCACUUGGAACUCUUUUCGCCCUCGGAACGACGUAUCUGGCGCGUACUCAUCCCUCUUUCGAUUCCGGUCACCAGUACCUUGCGUGCGGAUGCCCCCGUCACUGGCUUCAAGGGCGUACAGCAGGAUCGCACAGUGGCCUCCAUGUCAGAACUCGCAGACGGUUCGCUCUUGACCAUGGAUAAUUCUGGAUUUGUCCGUGUUUGGCAGGUCGAUGCUGCGGAUCUGUUCCAGUCCGCGAGCACCUGGAAGAAGCUUGUCGGCACUCUUGACUCGCGUACGUUGGCGAUCCUCUACAAGGAUGAGCAGGGUCGAUAUGUGAACGCAGAUGGUCAGCUUGUGGGACCUGACGGCAUGGAGGCCUCUGGCGAUAGCUCUAGCAGUGACGGCGGCGGUGGCGGUGGCGGUGGUGGUGGUGGCGGCGGAGGGGGGGGAAGCGGAGAUGGCGACGGAAGUGGUGACGGCGAUGGCAACGGCUCGGGAGGGGGUUCUGGAGAGCGUACGGGAGCACCCCAGGAGGGUCGCAAACCCAGCUUUGACGAUGUUUCUAAAUUGGAUAUCCGCACAAAUGCUCCUCCUCCCAAGCUGGUCUCGGACGCCCAGAUCGAGAUGCACAACAUGACAAUGAGAAAGCACCUUGCCUCGAUGGAUAUGACCGCAGCAGAUGCCAAGAUCUAUAUGUCAUACAUGGAGAACGUGCAGCGCGAGAUUCGUGAGCUGCGGGUAAUUUUGGAGUCGAUCGAGGCCAAGAAUAAGGAGCGCGUGUGGCUUAAGAACCAGAGCUCUGGUGAUUUGGAUGACACGAAGCUGAUCGAGGGUUUGACGGGUGACCAUAAUAUUUACAAGCUACGAGGUGACCAGGACCCCGAGAUGGGCUUCCAGCAAAAGCCCAAGAAGAUGUUCUUUGUGUUUGAUUUGUCGGCCAGUAUGUUCAGGUUCAAUAACCACGACAGACGGUUGGAGCGAUCUAUGGAGGUCGCGCUGAUGAUCAUGGAGUCGUUCCGCAACUUUGAGCACAAAUUUGCAUACUCGAUCAUCGGUCACUCGGGCGAUUCGCCCAACCUGGAGUUUGUGAAGGAAGGACGGUACCCUAAGACGGAGAAGGAUGUGUUCAAGGUCAUCUCGCAGAUGAGUGCCCAUUCACAGUACUGUCUCUCGGGCGAUAACACGCUCUCGGCCACAUCGAUGGCGAUGCGUGAGAUUGUUAAGGAGGAUGCGGACGACUAUAUUGUCGUGGUGCUAUCAGAUGCCAACAUUGGACAGUACAACAUCAAGCCCGAGGACCUUGCUCGCAUUCUUCGAUCAGACGACAGAGUGACCUCGUCCAUGAUCUUUAUCGGAUCAUUGGCAGACCAGGCCGAGAAGCUGAAGAGCGCUCUGGGAUCGCAUGCGCAUGUGUGCCUGGACACCAAGGAUUUGCCCCAGAUCAUCAAGUCGAUCUUUUUGUCGUCGAUGGUCAAGUAG
Molecule: messenger RNA, 5436 nt
Organism: Gamsiella multidivaricata
Lineage: Eukaryota; Fungi; Mortierellomycota; Mortierellomycetes; Mortierellales; Mortierellaceae
Product: AAA domain-containing protein
Exons: 10
Coding region: 1-5436 (1811 amino acids)
Cellular component (GO): cytoplasm
Molecular function (GO): ATP hydrolysis activity; ATP binding
Source: RefSeq, a predicted model, not a curated record